UUUCACUAUUGAAAAUGAAUCAUCUGAUUCUGAUGGAUGUGAAAAUGAAGAGUAACCUCACAUUGAAGAGUUAAUAACUCCUGGCGUAUGUGUUAACGAUGAUAAGAAAAAAAGACGCAGGGUUUCUAAUAGGUGUGGUUGCAAAGCACGUGCAGUUUAUAGGCUUGCUGGCACUAGUGGAUAUGAAAUUACAUUCUUUGAGGAGAGGCAUAACCAUUGUAUGUUUUCUGAUUCUUCGAUGCCAUUUCUGAAAGUGAAUAAGAAACUUGACCUUGGGCAUCAUUUUUUUUUUUGAAUUGCGCUAAGGCAAAUACAUGCAUGAUGAAAUGCUAUCGAUUGUAUAAGGAAACUGUUGGCGGUUAUGCCAAUAUUGGUGCUACAUCCGUGGAUUUUAAGAAUUUCAAACGUGACUUGAAGGCUUAUUUAGUUGGCGUGGAUGCUCAAAGGUUGAUAGAUAAGCUUUUUAGAAAGAAAGAGACUUCUUCCGCCUUUUCAUUUGACUAUGUUGUUGAUGAGAGUGACCAGUUGACACGUAUAUUUUGGGUGGAUCCAGUGUGCGUAAAGAACUACGCGUUAUUCGGGGAUGUUGUUUCUUUUGAUGCUACCUACGAGACAACAGGUAUAACAUGGUUUUUGCCCCUUUCACCGGCGUUGAUAAUCACAAAAAGUGCAUUACUUUUGGUUUGGGUUUGUUUUUUAAGGAGGACGUGGAAUCAUAUUUUCAACUAUUUCGUUGUUUUCUAAAUGCAAUGGGUCGAGAACCAAAGUGCAUCAUUACAGAUCAAGACAAAUCCAUGAAAAUUGUUAUUCCACAGGUCUUCACUACAGCAUGUCACAGAUUUUGCAUGUGAUGUUGGUCCCAAAUAAUAAGAUUGAAGAACAGCUAAAUAAGAUCUACAAUAAUAUAGAGAAGGAUUCUUAAUAAUGAUCG
Cuscuta epithymum is the source of this 931-nucleotide messenger RNA. NCBI's taxonomy places the organism in Eukaryota, Viridiplantae, Streptophyta, Magnoliopsida, Solanales, Convolvulaceae. The record is from the annotation of a GenBank genome assembly.